AUGACAUCGUUGGUUAAAGCUUUUCCUGUAUCUCUUCCUUUCUUGAGAAUUCCAGAGAGCAGCAAGCAUCAUUUUCAAGUGAAGGUACGGAGUUUAGACAGUGGUGUCAACUCAACUUCGACAGGAUUUUCAUCAGAUUCAGUGGUCGUGAAUGGAAGGAGUUUCACAAGAGGCAAAGAUGAGGCGGAGUCUCUGUUUGAUGGUGGUGCUGUUGAGCAGAAAGAGAAGAGCGUGGCUCCUCUGGUUGAUGACGGGAAUGAGAGAUUUAUGAGGUUAAGCAGUGUUCGUGAGAAAAAUAGAGGGAAAGGUGCUAUUUCAGAGGAUAUGGAUGUGUUAUGGGAUGAUGGAUAUGGGAACAAGACUGUGAAAGACUAUCUUAUUGCAUCUAAAGAUAUGAUUAGGCCAGAUGGAGGGCCACCUCGUUGGUUUUGUCCUGUUGAGUGUGGGCAACCUCUCAAAGAUUCUCCCAUUCUUCUGUUUCUUCCUGGGACCGAUGGUGUUGGCUUGGGACUUACGUUGCAUCAUAAGGCACUUGGGAAGGUGUUUGAAGUUAGGUGCCUCCAUAUUCCAGUUUAUGACCGAACUCCAUUUCAAGGCCUAGUGAAAUUUGUGGAAGACACUCUGAAGUUUGAGCAUGCCUCAUCUCCGAAUAAGCCAAUUUAUCUGGUAGGGGAUUCAUUUGGAGGAUGUUUAGCUCUUGCUGUCGCUGCCCGGAAUCCUCAAAUAGACCUUGUAGUCGUACUUGUCAAUCCAGCAACUUCGUUUACUAGGUCUCAGAUACAACCUCUGCUUCCUGUCUUGGAGGCUAUGCCUGACGAAUUCCAUAGUCUGGUUCCCUAUCUUUUGAGCGGCAUCAUGGGUAAUCCAUUGAAAAUGGCAAUGGUUGAUUUGGAAGAUAGGCUUCCUCCAAGAGCGAAAAUUGAACAGUUGUCUGGAAAACUUACAUCGUUACUUGGUUAUCUUUCUGUGUUAAGUGAAAUUAUUCCAAAGGAAACUCUUGUUUGGAAGCUGAAACUGAUACAGACAGGUUCUUCUUAUGCUAAUUCACGUCUGCAUGCUGUAAAAGCUGAAGUACUACUACUCGCCAGUGGCCAAGAUUCUAUGCUUCCUAGCAAAAAUGAAGCUCAACGUCUGAAAAAGGGGUUGCAGAAUUGUCAAGUUCGUUACUUCAAAGACAACGGGCAUACCCUUCUAUUGGAAGAGGGCCUCAGUUUGCUUACUAUCAUUAAGGGUGUAGGCAAAUAUCGUCGUUCGCGGAAGGUCGAUUUUGUCAGGGAUUAUGUCCCACCCAGCAAAUCAGAAUUUGAACGGGUAUUCUUCAAAGAUGGCAGGUUCAUGCAGGCAGCUACUGGAACUGUGAUGCUGUCAACAUUACAAGAUGGAAGUAUAGUGAAAGGUCUAGCAGGAGUUCCAACACAAGGGCCUGUGCUGUUAGUUGGGUACCACAUGCUGAUGGGUAUUGAACUUCAGUCCCUUGUUGGGGAGUACUUGAAACAGAAGAACAUCCUCCUUCGCGGUAUAGCUCAUCCAGCAAUAUUCGGCGGCAGAUUCGAGUCCUCAUCCUCUGAGUUCAAUUUCCAGGACUGGAUUAAAGUGAUGGGUGGAGUACCAGUUGCAGCAAGCAAUUUUUUCAAAUUGCUCUCAUCAAAAUCACAUGUUCUUCUUUAUCCAGGAGGUGCCCGAGAGGCUCUACAUUACAAGGGGGAAGCACACAAGCUGAUCUGGCCUGAACAACAGGAAUUUGUCAGAAUGGCUGCCAAGUUCGGAGCUACAAUUGUACCGUUUGGAGGCGUUGGAGAGGAUGAUCUAGUAGAGUUAGUUCUGGACUACAAAGACCUGAUGAACAUCCCUAUCCUGAACAACUAUGUUAGAGACAGUGCUCGCAGUGGUCCGAGAGUGAGGGAUGAGGCCAAAGGAGAAGUUGCCAACCAACAACUCUUUAUUCCAGGGCUUUUGCCAAAGGUUCCUGGCCGAAUGUAUUUUCUCUUCGGGAAGCCUAUAGAGACUACAGGAAGGGAAGACAUCCUCAGAAACAGAGAAGAAGCUCACCAGCUCUACUUGCAGAUAAAAUCUGAUGUCCAAACAAAUAUAGAUUACCUUUUGAAGAAGAGAGAGAAGGAUCCUUACCGGAGUGUUUUUGACAGAAUGGUUUUCCGUGCACUGUAUCCUUCUUUGCAGGAAGUUCCCACAUUUGAUCUCUAA
This is a messenger RNA of Linum trigynum, 2202 nucleotides long. The record is from the annotation of a GenBank genome assembly. NCBI's taxonomy places the organism in Eukaryota, Viridiplantae, Streptophyta, Magnoliopsida, Malpighiales, Linaceae.